AGUCUUGAAUGCGGUGGUGGUUCUUUUACUUUUGGAGCUGGUCCAGAUGGUAUGAAGACGACGUGGAAAUUGGCUCAUCCGAUGGGUACAAGAUUGCCUCUGAUAUGCUUAUGAACUCCAUAAAUUUUUCGAUUGAUCCAUGCGAUAAUUUCUUUGAAUUCACUUGCGGCAACUGGAUAGCCAAAAACCCAAUCAAGAAGCACAUGAGUACGUCAUCACAAUUUGAUUUACUCGAAGAUCAAGUAAACGAGCAAAUAAGAGGCAUACUUGUAUCAAACGAGACGUUCCGUUCGAAAUCCAUAACUGCCUUGAAAGCUGUCUAUAAGAAAUGUAUGGAUACGGAUAAACUGAACCGUAGAGGUGCUAAGCGAUUGAUAGCUGAAGUCAAGAGACGCUUCGCUUGGCCGAUAAUAGAUGGAGAUAAAAAGUGGAGAGAGAAGGAUUAUGAUUUGACAUCGCUACUUAUCCAUUUUGAUCAGGCAGGCCUCAGAAUGGGUCAUUCUGAAUAUUAUUUGGAUAUGAAAACGUAUGGUAAGAAAGUUGAAGCUCUCAAAAGGUAUCUUAUCAGGCAGGUUAAAUUAUUCCAAAGAGAUGGCGGUCGGCCCACCUACAAGAAAAAAAUUGAAAAGGGUGUUAACGAGAUGAUUGAUCUUGAGAUAAAGUUAGCGAAAAUCUUGGUGCCAGAGGAGGAUCGCAGGAACUGGACAAGAAUGUAUAACCUCCGUCACUUGAGCGAUAUGCAGAAGCUCAUGCCAUUAGUCAACUGGACUCGAUACUUAUUAGCAGUCGCUCCAUCUUAUUCUCACAACUACCUAAAAUCAAAUCCAGAAAUUAUUAUUAGGGAAGUCGACUACAUGCGGAAUAUCAGCAAGCUUUUGCGGCGGGUGAAACCCCGUAUCAUCACCAACUAUGUUUUAAUGCGACUUUCUGAAGAUUGGGAAGGAGAGAUGGGGGAGGAUUAUGAGAACAUCGCUGUGAAAUUCGAUCGAAUAAUGUACGGAAAGAAAGAAAAGCCACCGCGUGAGAUUUACUGCAUUCGACACACAGUGAGUUUGCUGCAGUAUGCUACCAGCGCGGUAUAUGUCAGAAAAAUGUUCAACCAGAAGUCGAAAGCUGUAGUCCUGGAAAUGAUCAAUGAUAUACGAAGGGCAUUUCGUGAGAUGCUCAGCACCAAUAAGUGGAUAAAUAGCUCUAGAAAUGCAGCCCUAGAAAAGACGGAUUCAAUGUUAAGUCAAGUAGGUUACCCCAACUUUAUUCUAAAUGACGAGAAGCUUGACAAGUACUACGAUGGCCUUGAUGUACGUGAAAGUGACUCGUACAGUGAAAUGUUGGACAAAGUAGCUCGAUGGCAUAUUGAGCACUCAUUCAAACAAUUAAUGAAGCCUGCAGACCGCCACGAAUAUGAUUUCAAUUCAGCUAAAGUUAACGCUUAUUAUUCGCUAACAAGUAAUUCAAUACAAAUUCCCGCAGCUAUCCUUCAAGCUCCAUUCUUUCAUCACACCUUUCCCAGAGCCUUGAACUACGGUGCAAUUGGAUCUACCAUCGCACAUGAGAUCUCGCAUGCAUUUGACGAUGAAGGAAGCCAGUAUGACGCCAUCGGCAACCUUCGCGAGUGGUGGGAUGCGGAUGUGAAAAAGAAGUACCAAAAGCGAGCUCAAUGCUUGAUUGACCAAUACGGAGAGAUUGAGGUACCGGGAACCGGCCAGAAAAUCAACGGUGAACUCACUGUGGGAGAAAAUAUUGCCGACAAUGCAGGAGUGAAGUUAGCCUAUAGGGCGUACAAAGCAUAUUUGCGAAAACACGGAGAAGAGAAGAAGAUCAGAGGUCUCGAAGGCUAUAGUAGUGAACAGAUAUUCUUCAUGGGCUACGCAGUGUCCUCUUGUGGGGACGACACAAAAGACGAACUGAUCGACUCUCUCCUUACAACUCCUCAUAGUCCAAUGCGUUAUCGAGUCAAUCAAGUGCUGGCCAAUCAACGCGGGUUUGCUGCUGCCUUCAGUUGUGAAAAGGGCAGUAAGAUGAACCCCGAAAAACGCUGUGGUGUCUGGUAAACAGAAAGGAGGCAAAUAACAGAUUGUGUACCAGUAUACAAAAGCCUACCGAUGUGUUCGAUAAUUUUCAC
Molecule: messenger RNA, 2122 nt
Organism: Cylicocyclus nassatus
Lineage: Eukaryota; Metazoa; Nematoda; Chromadorea; Rhabditida; Strongylidae
Source: the annotation of a GenBank genome assembly